Molecule: messenger RNA, 3313 nt
Organism: Chenopodium quinoa (quinoa)
Lineage: Eukaryota; Viridiplantae; Streptophyta; Magnoliopsida; Caryophyllales; Amaranthaceae
Product: putative serine/threonine-protein kinase-like protein CCR3
Exons: 1
Coding region: 376-2865 (829 amino acids)
Biological process (GO): protein phosphorylation
Molecular function (GO): protein serine/threonine kinase activity; ATP binding
Source: RefSeq, a predicted model, not a curated record
AUUCGUGCUGGCCAUUUUAGACUCUACCUCCCUCAAACAUCCAGUUAAUUAUCAUCUUAUGUCCAGCUACCUGUUAAUUUUUGGUCAAUUCUAUUGUUUAAUCGAAAUUUAUAUCUACAUCUUUAGUCCAACUUGAUUCUGCAAACUCCCAUCAAUGUAAGGAUACAAGAAAAAAAAUAAAAUCAAAUGAAAUGAAAUUUAACCUUUAGCUGUCUUGUAUUCUUCUGUCAGAUUUAAGAUUUUAUUCUUCACCUUUCUUGUUAAUUUUUGAAAUGGGCCUGCAUUCAUCCCUUUCGUUUUCUGUAUUACUCGUCCAAUCAUUCUUCUUCUACUUGCUUCCAUGCCUACAAUCUAUUUUUCCUUGAAACUCUUUCCAUGAAGAAGAAAACCAUCUUUUUUUCUCUUGUCAGAAGAUGUCAAUUGCUUCCUGUUCUCUUAAGUCUCUUUUUCCUUCGUACUUGUACCAUAGUUAGGGGCCUUGGCUCCUCCUCCACCAUUGCUGCCAUCCAUGGUUUUAACACCGUUUGUGGCAUACUUGUGGGGAAAUCGCAGGGGAUCCAAUGUUUUCAGCAGGGUAGAAUGUUUUCUGCCCUGCCAAACAUCUCCUACGAAGCCAUAUCUGGUGGGCGUGAUUUCUUCUGUGGCCUCAGUUCUGGUGGUUCCGAUCUCUUUUGUUGGGACACGGGAUUUUCCAAUUCCAGUAUCAUUGGCAAGAUAGUUUACCAUAAUACCCUUUCCCCGCUGACUGAUUUAGCAGUUGGGGAUGAUCAAGUUUGUGCAGUGCAGGCAAGAACAGGCAUCAUCCAAUGUUGGGAAAGAGAAGGAAGACUCCGUCUCCUCUCCCCAGCUUUGCCCCCCGUGGGAGAAACUGGUUUCCUUGCCAUCACGUCAGGUGAUGGGUUUUCCUGUGGAAUAGUGAAGGAUGAGAGGAAUGUCUUGUGUUGGGGUGAAAAUGGGAUAGGGGACUUUAUUGAGAGAGAGUUUGGUAGUCUGUCAAUGCUGAGUUUAGUUGCUGGGAAAUCUCAUGUUUGUGGAAUUGCUUAUUCUGGUUUAUUAAUUUGUAAAGGACUUAAUGAUUCAGGCCAACUUGAUGUCCCUUCAGAAAAACCUUUCCACUUUUCGGAGCUUGCUCUUAGUGGGACUUACUCAUGUGCCUUGCAAAGGAACAAUGGCUCGGUUAUCUGCUGGGGCAAUGGAGGAAAUACAUCAGUUAUCACCGACCAGAAGAUUCAGAAGCUCUCAUUUGAGUCAAUCAUUUCUGGUGCAGAUUACACCUGUGGUCUGAGAUCCGAUGAUUUUACUGUGAACUGCUGGGGUCCUGGCUGGUCUGGUAAGCUUGAUACUUUGCUUCCCCUGCCAAGUAUGAUUCCUGGUAAAUGUGUCAGAGAAUCUUGUCAACUUUGUGGUGUGUUUCCGGGUUCAGAGGCACUCUGUAGUGGUGAUACAGUUAUUUGCAGAUCAUGUGUAAUUGAGCUUCCACUUCCAUUAAGUUCCAGAAUAAAUCUAGAGGCAGAGAAUGUUUCUCAGCCACUACCAUCACCAGUUGCAAUUUCACCAUCAUAUUUAGUUUCAUCGUUACCAUCGAAAAAGGAAAAGCACCGGCCUCUCUGGGCAUACGAGAUAUUUGGGUUUGUUGGUAUCAUUUCUGGAAUAUUUGCCUUUGCUUACUUCAUAUACCUUAAAAGAUUAGGUUGCUCAAAAGUUAGGAAGGAUCGGGAUGUUGUGAAGGAUAAAGAGCUUAAUUCUAUUGGGAGUAGCAAUGCUGCUGAAUCAGCUUUUGUAGCAAGUAAUGCUUCCAGUGCACCUCAGUCAAGAUCAUCAUCGAUCACACAGCUCAGUUCUAUGGCCUUGGGACGUACCAGGAGCUGGGAUAGUUCGUCAAAGCACGUGGAGAAGGCAGAGGUGUUCACCCUAUGUGAGCUUGCUGCUGCUACAAAAAAUUUCUCCUUGGAGAAUAAGAUUGGGAGAGGGAGUUUUGGGACUGUGUAUAAAGGAAUACUCUCUAAUGCUGGUUGUGAAGUGGCCAUUAAGAGGGAAGAAAUCUGUGCGAGAAGCAAGAGAGGAUAUGCUUUUGAAUCAGAACUGAUGCUCUUAACUCGGGUUCACCACAAGCAUUUGGUGGGUCUAGUCGGGUUUUGUGAAGAGCAAAAUGAGAGGUUACUGGUUUAUAAAUAUAUGAGUAAUGGAGCUCUGCAUGAUCAUUUGCAUAGCUACAACACUCAGAAAAGUAGCAGCCCCUUGAAUUCCUGGAGGAUGAGAAUCAAGAUUGCUUUAGAUGCUGCAAGAGGGAUUGAGUACCUUCACAACUAUGCAGUCCCACCCAUUAUUCAUCGGGAUAUUAAGAGUUCAAACAUCCUUCUUGAUGCAAAUUGGGUUGGCAGAGUAUCCGACUUUGGCUUGUCAUUGAAGGGUCCUGAGAAUGAGGAAGGGAGUAUGUCGAUUAAACCAGUUGGGACUGUUGGGUAUAUCGAUCCUGAGUACUAUGUUUUAAAGGUUUUGACAACUAAGAGUGAUGUUUAUGGAUUUGGGGUGGUUUUGUUGGAACUAUUGACGGGAAAGAAGGCCGUAUUCAAGGAGGGUGAAAAAAGUGGGCCCACUGGUGUGGUGGAGUAUGCAGGUCCCUUCAUUGUGGCUGGGGAAGUCUGGAAGGUGUUGGAUAAACGGGUAGAAAUGCCAGUAAUGAACGAGUCUGAGGCCGUUGAGCUUCUGGCAUACACUGCGAUGAUGUGCGUAAACUUAGAGGGGAAAGAGAGGCCAACAAUGUCUGAUGUAGUUUCCAACUUGGAGAGGGCCUUAACACUUUGUAAAGGCAGCUCUGGUACCUUCUCUCCCAACUUUUAUUCUUUCAGUGAAAUAAUAGCCUAAGCAGCAAAUAUUACCUGCAUUUAUUUUUCUUUUCUUUCUAAUUUCUAGUACUUUUUGCUUAAUUUUGUUUCCUUAUUUUUGCUAUUUGAUUUAGUGCUGUCCCUUCUUAGCUACUGAAUUAGUGUAAAUGAAGAAAUUUAGUGGAGUUUAAUUAUUGAAGGGAACCUUGCUUGAGUGGAGUGUGAUUGUAUAUCAGCUUGAUGCAUAUUUAAGACUGGAUUCCAGUAUUUUUGAACUUUAUGAAUCAAAGCUUCAUUGAUUUCCCAAUAUGUAUUCCUUCUAAAAUUAGUUGUCCUAUUGUCCUAACCUCUUAUAAUUUAGGAUAUGCAUGAUUUUACAAAAUAUUGACAUGAUUUUACAAAAUAUAAUCUUUAUGGCUGUGUUACUUUCUAAGGGCAUGCUAGCAAAGCCUGUUGCAAAUCCUUUCUAUAGCUCCAUUGAGAUAUCU